Molecule: messenger RNA, 255 nt
Organism: Miscanthus lutarioriparius
Lineage: Eukaryota; Viridiplantae; Streptophyta; Magnoliopsida; Poales; Poaceae
Source: the annotation of a GenBank genome assembly
AUGGACGUGUACAUCUCGGAGGAGUACGUGGCCCAGCGGCGCGCCGAGAGGAGGGCCGCGCGGAUUGCCGCGGCUUCUUCACGCAGCGGAGAGGGGAAGGCGCGGGCGGACAGCGAGCAGAAGUGGUGGACGGCGGCCGCGUGGGCGGAGAAGGGCAAGCGGCCUGUCGACGGCGGCAAUGCCGAUACGAACGUCGGCGGUGGCUCCGCCUGGCUGGUAGGGGAGGACGCCGUUCUCAGCUACUUCUCGGCUUAG